AUGUCCUUUGUGGUCUUGAAGAAGGAACGCUACCACUGGAGAGGUAAAAUGGCGGUGCCUGUGUUUGAUGGUCGUCUUACGGACGAGUUCGACGAACAAGAUGAAGUCUUCAUAAAAAAGAACGCAGUCUUGCACCUUGCCCUGUUCGUUCCUUGGGAAAAGUUUCAAGGCGAGCCAGCGGAUGAUAUACCUAGACUUUGGCGAAGGUUCCAGGAACAGCUAAGCGACCGAGUUCGCUCCUACGUCCAUAACAUCACUUUAUUGCGCGUUUCUGUAGAAGACGCUCGGGCCGACCGUAAGAUUCAAGGUCUAGACCAGGACUUUGAAGAGAUCGUGGAUGCGCAUGCCUUUGGCGAUCAAAGGGAGGAGGAGGAUGGCACCAGGGCAGAUGAAGAGAACACUGAUUCACAAGAGUAUUACAACGCCUUUCUGGGCGUCCUAACCGCAGCCCGGAGGAGCGAGAUUAAGGAUAUGCCC
Molecule: messenger RNA, 477 nt
Organism: Fusarium oxysporum Fo47
Lineage: Eukaryota; Fungi; Ascomycota; Sordariomycetes; Hypocreales; Nectriaceae
Exons: 3
Source: RefSeq, a predicted model, not a curated record